This is a messenger RNA of Peromyscus maniculatus bairdii (prairie deer mouse), 1519 nucleotides long. It is a transcript of the gene Zcchc17, whose product is annotated as zinc finger CCHC-type containing 17. The record is from RefSeq and is a predicted model, not a curated record. NCBI's taxonomy places the organism in Eukaryota, Metazoa, Chordata, Mammalia, Rodentia, Cricetidae. Gene Ontology annotation, biological process: RNA stabilization. Gene Ontology annotation, molecular function: RNA binding; zinc ion binding.
GGGAGCUCAAUUCUGGGAUUGGAGCGCGAAGCCGGCGUCCCUCCUGGACGCGCCGUGCAUUGUGGGUUGAGAACAAGCGGAGCCGAUUUGGCGUUCCUGGCGAUGAAGCGGGUGCCAGGCUAGGAGACGGCGCCGAGACAUUUGAAUUAGCUUUAGCAGAAGAGAGAUGGAGGAGCCAUAGUCUAUUAAGGAUGAAUUCAGGAAGGCCUGAGACCAUGGAAAACUUGCCUGCACUCUAUACUAUUUUUCAAGGAGAGGUUGCUAUGGUGACAGACUAUGGAGCCUUUAUCAAAAUCCCAGGCUGUCGGAAGCAAGGUCUGGUCCAUCGAACUCACAUGUCAUCCUGUCGAGUGGACAAGCCUUCUGAAAUAGUAGAUGUUGGAGACAAAGUGUGGGUGAAGCUUAUUGGCCGAGAGAUGAAAAAUGAUAGAAUAAAAGUGUCCCUCUCCAUGAAAGUUGUCAACCAAGGAACUGGGAAAGACCUCGAUCCCAACAACGUUAUCAUUGAGCAAGAAGAGAGGCGGAGGCGCUCCUUCCAGGAUUACACUGGGCAGAAGAUCACCCUCGAGGCUGUCCUGAACACCAUCUGCAAAAAGUGUGGCUGCAAAGGCCACUUUGCAAAAGACUGUUUCAUGCAGCCAGGUGGAACCAAGUAUUCUCUGAUCCCUGAGGAGGAAGAGGAAAAAGAAGAGGCAAAGGAAGAAGGAAUUGAGAAGCCUGAUCCCACAAAGAAUUCUUCCAGAAAAAGAAAAAAGGAAAAGAAGAAAAAGAAACACAGAGACAGGAAGUCGUCUGACUGCGACAGCUCCGAUUCUGAGAGUGAUAUGGGCAAGAAGGCCAGGCAUGCAUCAAAGGACAGCAAGGCUCCAAAGAAGAAAAAGAAGAAGAAGAAGCACAAGAAGCACAAAGAAUGAGGGUGGGAUGGCCGUGGUAGCCCUGGCUCCUGGAAGACUCAGUAGUGAGACUAUGGCCUCCCACCCCACUGACUUUGUCCCUGUGCGCUCAGAUGGCUUCUCCUUGUGUAGCCAGCAGCUUGAGAAGCUAGCGGGCAGCCCCCAAAAUGGUUUUUCCUUAUUGCUUCUGAUCCCUUUGCAAGUGACCCCCACAGCCAUUGCAUUCAUGUACACAAUUUCCUUAUUCGGCAGAAGGUUCUAGUACCAUCCCCGGCUGCCACUGCCAGAGCUGGAUCCCUUUGCAGGAGUCCAGGCUAGAGCCACAGGUGCUACUGUGGAGGUGAGCCUGGCUGUGGUGGGAGAGCAAAGUGAGCAGCCUCCGCCUGCCUGCUGUCUGGGACCAGUUGUGGGUAGACUCUGCAGCCUCUAUUGAAGGCAGGAGGGAGAAGUAUUGUUCAUUUCCUCAACCUGGGCCUGUGCUCAGACAGUCUUUGCAGUGACUGCUGAGCCAGAGAUCUGAAGCCAAGGUCAUUGCUCUGCCUUCUGUAUCACUAUGUGAGUGACUGGUUCCAUUGCAGGUCUCUGCUUAAAUUCCUGGCAUAAAUGGAAAUGUGUUUGGUUUUAAA